Molecule: messenger RNA, 3441 nt
Organism: Harpegnathos saltator (Jerdon's jumping ant)
Lineage: Eukaryota; Metazoa; Arthropoda; Insecta; Hymenoptera; Formicidae
Product: facilitated trehalose transporter Tret1
Exons: 5
Coding region: 1155-2549 (464 amino acids)
Biological process (GO): transmembrane transport
Cellular component (GO): membrane
Molecular function (GO): transmembrane transporter activity
Source: RefSeq, a predicted model, not a curated record
CUCUCUUUUUCUUGCGCGCGCGCACGUACGCACCUGGUGCGUCGAGACGACGCGAAAUAAAAAUUCCUGCGAUUCGUAUUCCUCAGCCGCGCGCGCACGCGUUCGCUUUUCCUCCUCGGCCGAGAUAUUAAAUAAACAUGACUCGGGAAUCACUCGAUUGUGCGGGGCAAUUUCGCCACGUAUGCGAGAACGUAGCACGCGCAAUCGCAUCCUCAUCCCGAAGUUAAACCCGACGCGGCCGGUAACAGCGAAUUAAUAGCGAGCGCGUAUCAGUUUUCCCGGGUAUUCCUGUCAUUCGACACCCGGCCGCACGGUCACGCACGCCCGCGCGGGGCAGUGGGGGAAAAAAAAAAAAAUUACAAGCCGUCGAACGGAUCAAUUUUCGAAACACGUGACACAUGACAUGUGGCGUCGCGCGCCGCCGCCGCCGGCUGUGCGCGCUUCACGCUGCUGGCGCGAAAAGGCGGUUAACCGAUGAAAUAGAAUAGAAUGGAGCAAGGGAAAAAGGAGAAAAAGGGAGAAACAAGAACAACGCAACGCGAAGGACUUCGCACUCGCGUGCGCGCGCGCGCGCCGCUCGCGAGAAACAGCGCGCGCGAAAGUAAUUAGCGGUUACGCUGUCGCUCUGUUCGGUCACGGGAGGGGGAUUCGAUUAAAAUCACGGUGACGUGCCGGCGUAUCAGAGUCAAGCUCAGUUUCCUUUCCGGCGUCUUUCAGAAUGACAGCGACGCCGUCGUGGUCGUGGUCGUGGUGGUGGUCGUCGUCGUCGUCGUCGUCGUCGUCGUCGCCGUCGUCGCCGUCGUCGCCGUCGUCGCCGUUGUUGUCACUGUCAUUGUUGUCGUCGUCGUCGGCGCGUCUCGCGAACUCGACAUCUCGUUCUCGGCUCUUCUCGUCGCAGUGACAGGUCGUGACAGCUUCGCUAAGGUGACUCUCGCGAUCACAGUACAGGGUCGGAGGUGCGGACGAGUGAGAAGGACGCUCGCCCGAGAACACGAAACGUUAUUCGCUCGCGUCCCCGUGUGUUCCCCGUGCACGUGCUCGCUCUCGUGCAAGUGUGACGCUGUUCCCGCGUGGCGUAGCCAGGCCAGGCAAUAAUCGCUCGAUCGAUCGUUAACGAGCGGAUCGAGAGAAGAGCGAGUCGCCGUCGCACCGCAAUGGACCGCGGGAUAUUGCGGCAAAUACUGAUCGGGCUGGUCUGCAGCCUCAUGGUCAUCGAUUGCGGCUUCCACGAGGGAUGGUGCACGCCGACCAUAUCCAAGUUCAACGGCGAGGAUCCGUUGAGCGCGACGAGCAACGAGAUCGCCUGGAUAGUGAAUCUCAUGUACGUCGGCGUCGGCAUCGGCUCCUUGAUACCGUUCGCACUGAUGAACAGCAUCGGCCGUAAGGGCACUCUGCUGAUCACCACGAUACCGAAGAUCGCGUCUUGGCUCUUCAUCGGCCUGUCCACGUCCACGCAUUACAUAUUCGUCGGCCGGGUGUUGGCGGGCAUAGGAUGCGGCGUAACCUACGCCGUCAUGCCGAUGUAUCUCGGCGAGAUCAGCAGCAAACGGACCAGAGGUCCUUUAGGUACCCUAACAGCCGUCCUGAUCAACAUCGGGGUGCUGCUCAUCUACACGAUCGGCCUGUGGAUCAGUCGAUUCACGAUGGCGAUGAUAAGCGUGUGCGCGCCGGUGCUGUUUCUACUGACAUUCAUAUGGCUGCCCGAGAGCUCGGUGUUUCUCACGCGGAAGAACAAGCUCGAGCCCGCGAUGAGGACCCUCCGCUGGACCCUGGGCAAGGAGAACGUGGACGAGGAGUUGGAGGAGGUCAAGCGGAUCGUGGCGAUCGAGGACAAGUGCGGCCAGAUAAGCCUCGGCGAGAUGUUCAAGCAGACCGUCACCAAGACGCAGAACAGGAGAGCCUUUCGAAUCGCUCUGAUAGUGCUGAGCGGCCUGUCGCUGACGGGCGCGGCGCCGAUACUCGUGUAUCAGUCGUACAUCUUCGACCAGGCCGGUUUCGAGAUCUCGACCAACGCCAGCAUCAUCCUCACCGGCAUCGCCAUCGUCGUGGCCGGCAGCGUCUGUGUGACGCUGGUACGGUUCACCGGCAAGAGAUUGCUGCUGCUGAUCGCAACGCCGAUUUGCGUGCUAUCGUUGGCGACGAUAGCCAUUUUCUUCCAGCUGCAAUCCGGCGGCUACGACGUCUCCCGGUUCAAGUGGGUGCCCACAGUCUUCGUGGUGAUUUACGUGCUCGGUUUCGGACUCGGCCUUAAUCCGAUACCGCUCGCUUAUAUCGGCGAGAUCUUCGCCUACGAGGUCAAAGUACCCGCCGCGAUGUUCAGCGCUCUCUACUACGCCUUGAGCACCAUCGUCGUUGUGAAGCUUUAUCAGGUCUCGCAAGAACUGUACGGCACGUUCGUACCAUUAUGGAUAUUCACCGCGGUAACGCUUCUUAUAUGGUUAUUAAUUUACCUAUUUGUGCUGGAGACCGAAGGCAAAACCUUGGAACAGAUACAAUUGCAACUGCAGAAUAAGAAGUUGCUUCCUAAGGACGAGUGUGCAGCGUUAUAAGCGUCAUAAUUCGGAGAUCGGGCCGCCCAAUUCCACAACGUUCAUUCACGUGACUUGCACGAUCUUGAGAUCGUGCAUUUAUAUUGGAAAAAAAAAACAAAAAAAAAAACAAAAAAAAACAUCACAGCGAAAUCUCGCCAAUUAUAUUACGAUACUCGAGUAGUCAGAUAAUUGUGUACAUACAAAUGUAGCAGUAAGUGCAAAACGCGUGCAAUUAUUACGAGACGCAGUGGUGCCAAAAGCGACGACAAUAAAUAACGCGACAUUAUUUCGCAACAAUUUCGAAACGUUAUCGAUCAUAUCAAUCGCCAUCUAUCGCCGACUAUCAUCAAGGAUGAAACGUUCUUUCGGCGAAUAAAUCGACGCAUGUCGAACAUAACAAAUGCGAUACGUAGCUUUAUGCCUUGUUUUUAUGUUCAAGGCAAAAUCAAGGCAGACAUCGGAAAUGAUUAGCGUGAAAUUGUGUGUCGAGCUUGUGAAAGAAUUAGGUAGAAUGAGACGAUGCGAGAGAAAGAGGGAAGGCGAGGAGGAAGGGAAAAUCAUUGAACUUGUUUGAUCGUAAAGCUGCAACUCCGCAAAGAGAAUCGUUUAGUGGCAAUAUCGACGAGAUUCGUACGUUCGACCGGACAAGUUAAGCUCUCAUUAAAAACACAUUUGCAACGUGAAUUCGUCGAUCUCCCUCUUUCUCUCUCUCUCUCUCUCUCUCUCUCUCUCUCUCUCUCUCUCUCUCUCUUGCUCCCUUGCUCGUUGAUCCUUCCUUGAAAUCUAAUACCGACAAAUAUCACCUUACCGUUGCGCAUUACCAAAUAAAAUGUCACCGUUCACACUAGGGGUGCACGAGCGAGAAGAACAAAUGUAUAAAACCCAAUAAAUACACGACUUUUCAAUGACA